AAUUUUUCCAACAUCAUGACACUUAUUUGGAGUCUGUGGCUCAAGCGAUUUGAAAGCUAUUGCGCGAAUAUCCAACUUGAAACGGUCUUUACCUCCGUGACAUGUUGCAGAAACCUGGACUUUUAAUUUGGUUAUGAACUGCACAGCGCAAUAGGAAAGAAAAUCGGAGAAAGUAGGCAUCAUUGUGAGUGCGGCUGAGCGUUACAAGGAAUCCUUUCGAUUAAUGCUCCUUCCUCACGGGUACCUGAGCCUGUGUAAGGACGUUAUUUGAAUGUGACUGAAGGAGUGGGAUGGUAGUUAUGUAUUCAAACAACCAUCAAUGGAAUAGUAUUUUUGUUUUGUUUCAAUACCCCGUGUAGUAGUUGGCGGCCAUACACCAAUAGGUGUAGUCUGCCAUAAAACUUAAAAGAAGGUCUUCCAAACAGAUGUCAGAUAAUAGGCUGGGAACGUAUCAGCUACAUACGUGUGCCAGUGCAAUUCCUUCAUCGCUCUGGAGGAGCUGAUUCGGCUAGCGUCAUCAUCAGCACCAUCAUCGACUUGACUUCAUCACUCUCACAUUAGCCAUGACAAUUACUUUGCCUACGAUUCGACAGCCUUCCCCAACAGUCAUUGAACCACAGCCACGCCGAUGAGAGCACUUUGCACACCCCGCAUAAAAUUUAAAGGAACUCCGAUUUGUUUGGUGCAAGCAGCGGCCGAUGUUCUGAACUGAAGCCGAGGUAGCCAGUGUGGGGCCUUGGGACGCCUGCGUUCACAUUGCUGUUGUUUUUUAUAUCUUGCAAACAUGGCGGCCCCUGCGCUAACCAGCCGGGCUGGGUCCGUAAAUAGCUUGGGAAACAGCCCCACUGCGACUCCCAGCUCCACGAACAAUAACAACAAGAUCAUCCCAAACUACCCCGAGCUCGAUUUCAGGUCCGGUGCCAGAAUCGAGGAUUUGAACCGAUUGAUUCUGGAAUUUAGUAAGCACGAUCAGCGAGAAUAUGACGACCAGCGAGCGCUCGAGAUUCACACCGCCAAGGAUUUCAUUUUCUCCAUGCUCGGUAUGGUGCAGAAAUUGGACCAGAAGCUCCCUGUGGCCAACGAGUACCUGCUGCUGUCAGGUGGUGUGCGGGAGGGCGUGGUCGACAUGGACCUAGACGAGCUGAGUGUUUACGCCCGUGGCACCGACUAUGACAUGGACUUUACCCUCCUCGUGCCUGCGCUCAAGCUGCACGACCGCAACCAGCCGGUCACUCUGGACAUGCGCCACUCAGCCCUGUGCCACUCGUGGCUGAGCCUGCGCCUCUUCGACGAGGGCACCAUCAACAAGUGGAAGGACUGCUGCACAGUGGUAGACCACAUCAAUGGCGCCACCAACUACUUCUUCUCACCCACACUGGUGGCUGACUGGUUCUACGAGUCCAUCAGCGUGGUCCUGGUAGAGAUCCAGAAGAAGCCCCAGCGCGGCAUGCCCCGCGUGGAGAAGGUGGAGCGGAACGGCACAAUCAUCUCCGUCAUCCUGGGCGUGGGCAGCAGCCGCAUGCUCUAUGACAUCGUGCCUGUGGUCUCCUUCAAGGGAUGGCCAGCGGUGGCCCAGAGCUGGCUGAUGGAGAACCACUUCUGGGACGGCAAGAUCACAGAGGAGGAAGUGAUCAGCGGCUUCUACCUGGUGCCUGCCUGCUCCCACAAGGGCCGUAAGGAGAAUGAGUGGCGCCUAUCUUUCGCCCGCAGCGAAGUGCAGCUCAAGAAGUGCAUCUCGGCCAGCCUGAUGCAGGCCUACCAGGCGUGCAAGGCCAUCAUUAUCAAGCUGCUGUCAAGGCCCAAGGCCAUCAGCCCCUACCACCUGCGCAGCAUGAUGUUGUGGGCCUGCGAUCGGCUCCCCGCCACCUACCUGUCCCAGGAAGACUUUUCAGCCCACUUCCUGCUAGGCCUCAUUGACGACCUGCAGAACUGCCUGGUCAACAAGAUGUGCCCCAACUACUUCAUCCCACAGUGCAACAUGCUAGAGCACCUGUCGGACGAGAUGGCCAUGCUCCACGCCCGCAAGCUCAGCUCGGUGCGCUCCGACCCGGCCGAGCACCUGCGCACUACCAUUGAGCACGCCAAGGCGGCCAACCGACUGACCCUGGAACUGCAUUGGCGCGGCAGUGCCUCAAACCUGCCGUCACCACAGUCGGACGCGGGCGGCGAGCACCAGCCGGAUGACCGCUUGGCUAAGAAGCUGCAGCAGCUGGUGACAGAGAACCCUGGAAAGUCCAUCUCGGUGUUCAUCAACCCCGAUGACGUGACGCGGCCGCACUUCCGCAUCGACGACAAGUUUUUCUGAGACUUCAAAAUAGAAAAAAGCUAUUCUUCUCCUCCCCCCACAUCACCCAUUCUCCUUUUGACUAGAUCGAUCGGUCGAGUCGUCAAAUUAGUCGGUUUACCAAGUAACGGUCACCACAGAGCAUUGUGAGGUGCUUUUGUGCAAUGGUGUCUUCCCAUUUUGUUUGCCUGUCCCCACACCCCACCAACCCUACAGUGCCCGUGUCACCUUGAGAAGGCCUUUACAGGACUACAUGAAACAGGUGGAAGAAGAGUCACUGCGUCUUUCCUCGGAAAGUUAAGGAAUGGCUUAGUCCCUGUAGGGGAACUGAUGGUACUAACGCCAUAACUGUACAUAAAGAGAGUUGAGUAGAUAUGUGUGAGUGAAAAUUGGUAUUAUUUUGCACAGAAUGUAGAGGCACACAGUUAUGGUGGAAGUUGUGAUGUGAAGUCUGAAAUGUUGCAUAUCUUUUAGGAAGGCAAUGUCAAUGCUCUUUUUUUUCUCUAUUGGGCAAAAUGCUCUGAAUUAAUACCUACUGGUUUAGAGUUGUUAUUCCAAUAAGCUGUAUCGCAAUGACAAGAUGUUUCUAACUUUACAUUCUCUGUGCAUUCAUGUCCUAUGUGUAUAGUGAGCAGUUCCAGACGUAUCCAGAAUAUGCCAAAAACCUGCAGAUAUCUGACCGGCAAUGUGAUACACAUAUCUUCAUCCUCAAGUGCAAUUAGUAAACAAAAACACACACACACACAAACACCACACCACUCCACACCACACAUACAAGUGCUAACACUCAUCAUACACACUCCUGAUUAGUGAAAUGGUGUAUUUGUUACGUAUUUGUGAUAUUCCAGAACUCUGGGACCUUGUCCUUUUGUUUGUUUGUGUUAUAUGGAACUUGGAAACAUUUGACUGUGAUUCUUAUUUUCCAUAUUGCUGCUGACCUUAUGAAGAUGUUUUAUGAUUGAUUGGUUAUGCAAAUUAAGUGAACAAACACACAAUUAUGUAUUUUAAUUGGACAUGGGCGUAGCUACUGUGUACAUAGUAUUGUAAAGCAGCAGUGGGACCCUGCCUGUAUCAUUUGUAUGGACCAAUCUGUCAGCGGCAUUGUCAGCACCAACGAAUUGCAUGGCCUGAGGUUCUUCAAAUCCUGUUGAGUCAAACCUGUCAUGGACUAAAUGAGCAACCUCACCAUCGGCAGGGAUCAUUUUCUCCCAAGUGGCGCAGCGGACUAAGACACUGCAUCUCAUUGCAAGAAGCAUCACUGCAGUCCCUGGGUCAAAUCCAGGCUGCAUCACAUCCGGCCAUGAUUGGGAGUCCCAUAGGGCGGCGCACAAUUGGCCCAGCGUCGUCUUGGUUUGGCCGGGGUAGGCCGUCAUUGUAAAUAAGAAUUUGUUGUUAACUGACUUGCCUAGUUAAAUAAUAAAAUAAAAAAACACACUGCCUUACCAUCAAUUCGGACUAAUCACUGGAGUGGCCUGAAGAAUGUGUUCUAUGCCUUUCUAAAGGCAUACUGGCCGCAUACCAGGCUGACUACGUUGCAUACGCCUGCGAAAUCUCACAACGCUGUCAUAUCAUAUCAUAUAAGAUGUCAUAUCACAUCAUAUGAACAAUCUGAUGCCUGUCUGUUCAAAUCGAUUGACCAUGGGUUGAUGCAAUGCAAUAUCUGCAAUGUAGUUAGCCUGAAACGUGACCAUACUGUAUGAGAGGGAGAGCAAGUGAUGCAAUGAUCAAAUCAAAUUAUGUGUAGAUGGUAACAUUAUUAUCAAGCUAAAAUGUAAUUAAACAUAUUUAACAACAACUCUAAAGAGAAACUGCUUGAAAAUAAUUGAUUCAACAAUUUAUAUAACAUUUAACAGUUGCUUGUCUGCACAUUCAUGAUGUUCAGUAUGUUGCAAACAAUAUCAAUUAGUGUGAUGAAUAAAGAUGUACAGGAUCCCA
This is a messenger RNA of Oncorhynchus gorbuscha (pink salmon), 4219 nucleotides long. RefSeq names its product protein MB21D2. Lineage: Eukaryota; Metazoa; Chordata; Actinopteri; Salmoniformes; Salmonidae. The record is from RefSeq and is a predicted model, not a curated record. The transcript has 2 exons. The coding region runs from base 785 to 2305 and encodes 506 amino acids.